Olea europaea var. sylvestris is the source of this 726-nucleotide messenger RNA. RefSeq lists its product as uncharacterized. The record is from RefSeq and is a predicted model, not a curated record. Lineage: Eukaryota; Viridiplantae; Streptophyta; Magnoliopsida; Lamiales; Oleaceae. The coding region runs from base 1 to 726 and encodes 241 amino acids. Gene Ontology annotation, biological process: telomere maintenance; DNA repair. The transcript has 3 exons. Gene Ontology annotation, molecular function: DNA helicase activity.
AUGGAUGAUCCAAGCGUUACAGGUAAAACAUUUUUAUAUAAAGCAUUGCUAAGUGCUGUAAGGUCUCAAUAUGCAACCGCUUUGGCAACUGCAUCUUCUAGAGUAGCUGCAUCCCUUCUAUCUGGAGGUAGAACUGUUCAUUCGAGGUUUAAAAUUCCUUUGGAAAAAGUAGGUGAAAUAAGUUGCUCUGUUAGUAAACAAUCUGCUUUAGGAACAUUGUUGAAAAUGUACAAGUUAAUAAUUUGGGAUGAAGCUCCUAUGAUAAAUCAGUGUGCUGUUGAGGCUGUGGUUAAAAUGUUAAAAGAUAUUAACGAUUGUAAUUUGCAUUUCGGUGGUAAAGUAAUAGUUCUUGAGGUUGAAAAUAUGAAAGCAAAGCUUGAUCCUACUUCUUCUGAUUACUUGUUAAGAAUUGGAAACGGAACAGAGCAACAACAUUCUUGCAAUUGCAUUCAGCUUCCAAGUAAUAUAAUUGUACAGUUUGAGAAUGAAAUAAAAUCUUUAAAAACUUUAGUACAUUAUGUUUUUCCAAAUAUAAAAGCAUAUGCUGACAAUUUACAUACGAUGGCAAAUCGAGUCAUUCUUACGUCUAGAAAUGAAUGUGUUGAUCAUAUUAACAAGAUUUUGUUAGAACAGAUUCCUGGUGAAAUUUUUACAUACUAUAGCUUUGAUGAAACAAUCAAUAAAUCAGAACAAAACUUUGUUGUAGUUAUAAUGCUUUGGCCUUAA